This is a messenger RNA of Meyerozyma guilliermondii ATCC 6260, 4317 nucleotides long. It is a transcript of the gene POL1, whose product is annotated as DNA-directed DNA polymerase alpha catalytic subunit. The coding region runs from base 1 to 4317 and encodes 1438 amino acids. Gene Ontology annotation, molecular function: DNA replication origin binding; purine nucleotide binding; chromatin binding. The transcript has a single exon. Gene Ontology annotation, cellular component: alpha DNA polymerase:primase complex. NCBI's taxonomy places the organism in Eukaryota, Fungi, Ascomycota, Pichiomycetes, Serinales, Debaryomycetaceae. The record is from RefSeq and is a predicted model, not a curated record. Gene Ontology annotation, biological process: DNA replication; leading strand elongation; mitotic DNA replication initiation.
AUGCUGACUAGGGCCGCCAGAAAAGAUAAGCUACGGGCCCUCCGGGAAGCCAGGAAAGGCAAGAGCAGCUUGCUAGAUGAUUCAGAUGUGGAAGAAUCGAAUAUUUAUGAUGAAGUGGACGAAAAUACUUAUCGUGAACACAAGAGAGACCAGUUGAUGAACGACGAUUUUAUCGUUGAUGAUGACGGAGAAGGGUAUGUCGACAAUGGAGAAGACGAAUGGGACGAAAACACGCGUCCCAAGUAUUACUCUGACGAGGAAGAGCUCGUAGACGAGCCAAGAAAGCGAAAAGAAAAGCCAGUCAAAAUCGCCAAAACUGCCAAAAUCAACACAUUUUUCAAAUCAUCUGCAUUUCCUGACCUGAACCCUGCCCCAGCUGUCAAAUCCGACGCAAAAAUAGAUGACAUCUUGGACGAUUUCGAAGGUCCUGCUACCAAAAAGUUUAAGUUUUCCACGUUUGGAAAAACAUCUUCUAAACCACAACAAAAGGCAAAGCCAAGUUAUCGUUUUGCCACUUCUAUGAAACUGGAAAAGAAAAACCCCAGCAGCGAUGUUCAGAUAUACGAUGACAUGUCACCUGAGACACCUGACCAACCCUCGUCUCCGAUUAAGCUGAAGGCUGAAAAUGAAGUAAUAGACAUUAGUGACGAUGGGGAUGCGAAAGAGGCAAACUUGAAAGAAGAGCCGAAAUCUCAGCCUGAAUCUGACUCUGAGGACGAAGUGGUCGUUGCACGGCGUCCAAAGUCGGCUGUCUCUCGCACCACGAUGUCUACUCUCACGGCAGUCAGAACCUCAGAACUUCCGUCAUCUUCGCCUGUAAGAUCGCAACCCGUUACUUUCACAGAAAAGGUGAGUCAAUCGGAUAUUGUAGGACUGGCUCUGGAUACUACAGAUGAUGGCUUCAAGAUGUUUUGGCUCGAUUACUGUGAAGUUGACAGCAGCUUACUUCUAUUCGGUAAAGUCUUGACUAAAGAAGGAAAAUUGGUUUCGGGUGUGGUUCAGGUGAAUGGUAUCAGUAGAGAACUUUACUUCUUACCACGAGAAUUUCGCAAAGUUGAUGGAAUGGAAGAUACAGAACAGCCCGUCACUACAGAUGACGUAUACCAUGAAAUUGCACCUCAUUUGUUGAGUAAAUUUGGCUUGGAAAUGAUCAGAGCUAAAAAAGAAAAAAUGAAAUAUGCUUUUGAACUUUCCGGAAUUCCUCGUGAUACUGACUAUCUAAAAAUUCUUCUCCCAUUUAAGACCCCAAAGAGCCGUAACUUGGUCUUACCGUCAGAUCUUGAAGGGGAAACAUUUCGCCAUGUAUUUGGUACAAAUGCUAGCAUUUUUGAAAGUUUUGUUUUGCAACAAAACAUAAUGGGUCCUUGUUGGUUGGAUAUUAAAGGCGGGAACUUUGAAGCAAUCCAAAAUACUUCCCAUUGUCAAGUCGAAGUUGCUGUGGAUGCGCCAAAAGCUGUGACUCCAAUUUCAGGCAACUUGGCCCCACCUAAUUUGACUGUCUCGGCAAUCUCAGUUCAAACUACAAUGAAUGUCAAGGAAAACAAACAGGAAGUUGUAUCAGUUUCUAUUGCAACGUAUCGUGACUUGCCACAAGAUGCCCCUAUUGAUGAUAAAAAGCAACCGGACGAUAUGGUCACUUUGGUGCGUCCUGUUGGUUCUGUCAAUGUGCCUGCCGGUCUCGAAAAAUUAGCAAAAGCUCAAGGUCUUAACCUUAGAAUUCUUCCAAAUGAGAAGACGUUGCUCAAUUGCUUAUCAGCUAUCGUCAAGAAUUUGGAUCCAGAUGUCUACAUUGGACAUCGUCUCGAGAACAUUUCCUUAGACGUUCUUGUCCACAGAAUGUAUGAUUUGAAAGUCACUACUUGGUCGACCUUUGGUCGCAGAAAUAGAAAGGUGUGGCCAGAUAAGUUCGGUAAGUCCAGUGGAUUCAGCAACAAUCUUCAUAUAAGGGAAAUAUUUCAGGGUCGAUUGCUUUGUGACAUUGCCAACGAAAUGGGUCAAUCAUUGACUACCAAAUGUCAGUCUUGGGACUUGAGUGAAAUGUUGGAUGUUGUGUGUCAUAAGAAACAUACAGCUCUCGAAAUCAACUUCACGAACCCAAGAUAUGCUGAAGACGCAUCAUUCUUAUUAAUGGCUCUCAAAGAAAACGCUUCAAAUGUUAAAUACACCGCAGAGAUUGCAUUUGCCAUACAAAUUCUUUCUUUGUCCAAGCAGUUGACCAAUAUUGCUGGUAAUGCAUGGUCUCAUACCUUGAGUGGAACUCGUGCUGGUCGUAACGAGUUCAUUUUGCUACACGAAUUUCAUAGGAACAAGUACAUUGUUCCUGAUAAGGAGGAUAAGUUCCAUAAGAACAGCAGCUAUCAACAAGAAGCAAAGGUGGAAAACAACGAAGACGAUUCCACUACAGUCACAUCAAACAAGAAACCAAAGUAUCAAGGUGGAUUGGUUUUCGAACCGGAGAAAGGAUUGCACAAAAAUUACAUCUUGGUUAUGGAUUUCAACUCAUUGUAUCCAAGUAUCAUUCAAGAGUAUAAUAUCUGCUUCACAACCGUCGACCGAGACGAUUUUAACGUCAGUCAUGAUGAGGAAAAAGACAUGCCUGUACUUCCAGAUCGAGAAUCAGUUCAGGGUGUACUUCCAAGACUUUUGAACACUUUGGUUUCUCGUCGUCGUGAAGUCAAAAAGUUACUUAAAGACCCAAAGAAUAGUUUGGUCGAGCGAGCCCAGUAUGAUAUCAAGCAGCAAGCAUUGAAGUUGACUGCCAACUCUAUGUACGGUUGCUUGGGUUAUGUUAACUCGAGAUUCUACGCCAAACCAUUGGCCAUGUUGGUCACCAACAAAGGUCGUGAGAUUUUGAUGGAUACGAGACAACUUGCAGAAUCAAUAGGAUUGAGAGUUGUGUACGGUGAUACUGACUCUGUUAUGAUCGACACGGGUGUCACGGAUUUUAAGGAAGCCAUCAAGAUUGGAGAACAGUUCAAGUUGCAUGUCAAUGAGCGAUAUAAGCUUUUGGAAAUUGAUAUUGAUAAUGUGUUCAAAAGACUUUUGCUCCAUGCAAAGAAGAAAUACGCCGCCAUGAAUGCUUCUAUUGACCGCAAGACGGGAGAAGAGAAAGUUGUAUUGGAGGUGAAAGGGUUGGAUAUGAGAAGAAGAGAAUACUGUCAGCUUUCGAAGGAAAUAUCCACCUUUAUCUUGGAAAAGAUUUUAGCAGAUUCAGAUCCUGAACAAGCUUUGAUGGACGUUUACGAUUAUUUGGAGAAGAUGUCCGCCAAGAUCAAAAGUGGUGAAAUUCCAGUCAACAAAUUCCAGAUCAACACGAGAUUAUCGAAAGAUCCCAACAACUAUCCUAAUGGAAAGACCAUGCCACCGGUGAGAGUUGCAAUGCUCUUAAGAGAAAGUGGCAAGGUUAUCAAAGCAGGCACUGUCAUCACAUUUGUUAUAACUGCUCCACAAACAGAGGACGAAAAAUCCUCACCAGCCGACAGAGCGAGACCAAUACAAGAUGUGUUGAAGAAGGAUUCCAUUUAUCGUCCAGACCCUAAUUACUACUUGGAAAAGCAAAUAUUUGCACCAGUAGAGAGACUUUUGGAAAGGAUCGAGGGAAUUGAUAUGAUGAGGGUCGCCUCAUCUUUGGAUAUUGACACCAAGAAGUAUGUUCUUCGCGUGAGAAACAGCGAUACGCACGCCGGUGAAAUUGUUCCAUUGGAGUCAAACAUCAGCGAUGUUGAGCGCUUCAGACAAUGUAGCUAUUUGGUGUUGAAGUGUAAGUGUGGUGUCAACUUCAGAUUUGGUGGUAUUGUUGCGUCCAAUGACUACAAAGUCACAUUUAACGGAAUAUGCUGCAACAAGUGUCAUUACACAUUUCCAACUUUCCGCAUUGCAGCACAAUUGGAAAACAUGAUAAGAAGGCAUGUUUCGCUUUACUACGCCGGAUGGUUGGUAUGUGACGAUGGAGCAUGUGGAAUCACCACGAGACAAAUCUCGGUUUACGGUAAGCGCUGUAUCGGUGCAUCUGGAACAGCCACUGGGUGCAAAGGAGUCAUGAGAUACAAGUACAGUGACCGAGCGUUGUACAACCAAUUGCUAUACUUUAGUUCUAUUUUCGACGUCGACAAGGCUCGGAAAACUGAACUUAAGCCGGUUUUCGAUGCUUUUGAUAAAGGAAGUGAGCCAGCCAAGCUUGCGUCAGGACAAAUUGAGGCAUUAGCGGAGCAAAAUCGUGAACAUUUUGUUCACUUUCAAGGAAUAGUUGACCGGUACUUGGCUGAAUGUGGACGACGGUACGUGAACAUGGGGUCUAUCUUUGAUUUUAUGAAGUAA